Molecule: messenger RNA, 2967 nt
Organism: Chlamydomonas reinhardtii
Lineage: Eukaryota; Viridiplantae; Chlorophyta; Chlorophyceae; Chlamydomonadales; Chlamydomonadaceae
Exons: 12
Coding region: 264-2510 (748 amino acids)
Biological process (GO): transmembrane transport; amino acid transport
Cellular component (GO): plasma membrane
Molecular function (GO): amino acid transmembrane transporter activity
Source: RefSeq, a predicted model, not a curated record
CAGGUUUCUUGCUGAUGAACUCAUACUUUGUAGCUGCUGCUCCGCUUGUAUAAAUAAGCAAAGCGUCAAACACAAAGCUUCAUGUCCAACUGGAGGUUGGCCCUAGCUUCCUUGCCCGACCACUGUAGAACGAGCCCUUGACAUCGUGUAUAUUGCUGCGUGAUCCUGACACAAGUAGCCAUAACAUCGCUCCUGAGUCAGCACACACGGAGAGGAGCAUCAUUGAAUCACUUGACGCGAAAGCGCCAAACAGCAAGGGCGCGAUGGCGCCGACUGGGAGAAUAGAGCGGGCAAAGAGCAAACUGAAGUCCACAUAUGCAAAGUUCAGGUCGAAGGCCUUCGUGGUCAGGUCCAUGGAGGAGCAGAAGGACAAGACGGCCAGCGGGUUUGAGAUGCACAAGGUGCUGGGGCCGUUCAGCCUGGUGAUGCUGGGCAUCGGCUGCAUCAUUGGGGCGGGCGUGUUCGUACUGACGGGCGUGGCAGCCAGGAAAUACGCGGGCCCCGGUGUAGUGGUGUCGUAUGCUCUGUCGGCUGUGACGGCCAUGCUGACCGCCUUCUGCUACGCCGAGUACGCGGCGGAGCUACCUGUGGCGGGCGGCGCGUUCAACUACGUGUCCAUGACCUUUGGGGAGUACGCGGCCUGGGUGACUGCCUGCGACCUGGUACUGGAGUAUACGCUGUCGGCGGCGGCGGUGGCCAAGGGCUUCACCGCCUACACCGCGGCGCUCAUUGGCAUCGACGUGAGCUACCUGAGGCUGCAGGCCUCGGUGUUCACGCUGGACCUGCCGGCGCUGGCGUCCGUGAUCGGCAUGUCCUUCAUCCUCAUGCGCUCCACAGCCGACUCCUCGCUCUUCAACAACCUGGUCACCGGCCUCAACGUGGCGCUCAUCAUCUUCGUGCUGGCCGCCGGCUUCCCGCACGUUGAGGCGGAGAACUACCACCCCUUCGCGCCCUUUGGCGCGCGCGGCAUCUUCACGGGCGCCUCGGUGGUGUUCUUCUCCUUCAUCGGGUUUGACACGGUGGCCACGGCGGCGGAGGAGGUGAAGAACCCCGGCCGCGACCUGCCCAUCGGCAUCGUGGGCAGCCUGGCCAUCUGCACCUGCCUCUACGUGCUCAUGUGCCUGGCCAUCACCGGCAUGCAGAGUUACACCGUGAUCGACCUCAACGCGCCCUUCGCGGUGGCAUUCGACCACGUGGGCCUGGGCUGGGCGCAGCGCAUUGUGGCGGCAGGGGCGCUCACAGGCAUCGUCACCAGUCUGCUGGGCAGCCUGUUGGGCCAGGCGCGCAUCUACGUCACACUGGGCCGCCAGUCGCUGGCGCCCGCGUGGCUGGCCAAGGUCCACCCCACCCGCGGCACGCCCGUCAACGCCACCUACGUCACCAUGUUCACGGCCGGCUUCCUGGCGCUGUUCAUAGAGAUAGAGCUGCUGGCGGAGCUGGUGUCCAUCGGCACGCUGGUGGUGUUCUGCUCGGUGUGCGCGGGGGUGCUGUUCCGGCGCUACUACGUGCACGGCAGCGGCGAGCCGCUGCGGCCGGUGCUGGGGCGGCUGGGCGGCGUGGUGGCGGCGGCGGUGUGCUUCUCCGUGUCCUUCACCGAGGCGGCGCCCGCAUGGGUGCCCGCGAUAUUCCUGGUCGUGUGGUUCGCCAUAACGCUGUCCUUCUACAGGCUGCCUGUGAAGUACGUCCCCCAGGUGUUCCGCUGCCCGCUGUCGCCCUGGCUGCCCAGUGCCGGCAUGCUGGCCACGCUGCACCUGAUCGGCAGCCUGGGCUGGCCCGCCUACGUGCGGUGGAUUGUGUGGUUUGUGCUGGGCACCACCGUCUACCUCACGUACGGCAUGCACCGCUCGCAGGUGGGUCCGGCGCUGGGCGAGGGCGUGGACGCAACGGGCGUUGGUGUUGGUGUUUUUGGCGGUGGUGGUGGAGUGUGGGAUGGGAACGGCGGUGCAAGCUGGAUGGCGGGCGGUGGCGGGGCAAAGGUUGGGGGGUACGGGCGGUCGCGUGAGGCGGGCGCGGGUCGGCGCGGGGGCGAGGGCGUGGUGUGGGGCGGCGCGGGCGUGGGCUUUGAUGCGGAUCUGAGGCGCCGUGGCGUGGAGUGGCUGCCCGGAGGAGCUGGUAAUGCUGGCGGUGGUGGUGGUGGUGGUGCUGGUUUUCAAGCGGGCGUUGGUGCUGGUGUUGCUGGUGCUGGCGGCGCGUUGAGAACUGUCCCGGAGGCGGGAGGAUUUGACGCUUCGGACAUCCGGUCACAGCUAGAGGCGUUGGGCAUCCAGAUUGGCCCGGGGGUGGCAACGGGAGGGGGAGGCGGCAGCGGCGGCGGCAGCAGCCGAGAGGGCAGCGGCAAGGCGGGCGCACACAGGCGCGCGGCGGCACGCCGUGGCACGCGCGGCCCCAGUGGCAGCGGCGGCUUGGCGGGCGGCAGCGGCGGCGGCGGCUUCACGAGCGGCGGCAGCGGCGGUGGCAGCGGUGGAGGCAGUGGUACGCCGGGUGGCGGGGGAGGAGGCGGUCGUGUGUGAGGAGCGCGGUCUGAUGUGUGAGAUGGUGUGGAUUGGUAGAGGUGGGAUGAGGUGGGAUGGCUUGCUGGUGUGGGAUGUCGGGAGCCGGACAUUUGGGGAUGGCGGCAUUUCCGUGCUCCUGGACGGUGCAGGAUGUCGAAUGGGCGAUGGUAGCUUGCGCGCUUGCUCAACGGGCGGCGCGGAUCUUGCCCCGACCCUGGGAGGGAAGCGAGUGAUGGCAAGGGAGGCGGUAAACUUGCACGUGCGCUACACGUGAGACUGUCUCGCUGGCGUAUGCUCGGACACGCAGAUAGCAGGCUGCAAGUACUGCCUAUAUGUAUUGGACAAGCCUAUGGUGAGUAUGAUACCGGUGAUGCUGGGCGAUGCACCAACUGCAUGUGCUGCUUUGCCAAAGGCUCGGUCCAAGCAAAGGGGUUUCUCGGCGCCAACAGAAACAGGAAGCAAAGUUCUAGCGCCC